Molecule: messenger RNA, 2224 nt
Organism: Nanorana parkeri
Lineage: Eukaryota; Metazoa; Chordata; Amphibia; Anura; Dicroglossidae
Product: ephrin type-B receptor 4-like
Biological process (GO): protein phosphorylation; central nervous system projection neuron axonogenesis; axon guidance
Cellular component (GO): neuron projection
Molecular function (GO): protein binding; ATP binding; transmembrane-ephrin receptor activity
Source: RefSeq, a predicted model, not a curated record
UGGGAUGAGACGUCCGGGCUGGACGAGGAGGAGAAGACGACGGUGCGCACUUAUGAGAUCUGCAACGCUGACCUCGCCGGUCAGAACAAUUGGCUCCGCACCAAGUACAUCCAGCGCGGCCCCGCCCACCACGCCUACGCGGAGAUCACGUUCACCAUGAUAGAGUGCGCCUCCUUCUCCCGGGGCGGCCGCUCCUGCAAGGAGACCUUCAAUCUCUACUACUACCAAGCCAACUCCGACCUGGCCAACGAGCACUUCCCCCCCUGGAUGGAGAACCCCUGGGUCAAGGUGGACACGGUGGCGGCCGACAACCUGUCCAGGCAGAGCCGGCGCGGCAGCGGCAACACGAUGCGCUCCAACGUCAAGACUUUGCGCCUGGGCCCAUUGAAGUCGGCUGGUUUCUAUCUGGCCUUCCAGGACCAGGGGGCGUGCAUGGCGCUUCUGGCCGUCCGUGUCUUCUACCGCGUCUGCCCCGCCGUGGUGGCUUCUCUGGCCAGCUUCCCGAAAACCGUCCCGGAGGGGUUGGUGGUGUCGGCGGAGGGCAGCUGUGUGGAAGGAGCGGAGGGGUCGCUUGGGAGGAAGCCGACCAUGUACUGCAGAGAGGACGGCGAGUGGGCCAAGCCGGCGACAGGAGAGUGCGUGUGCACCGCCGGGCGGGAAGAGAAGGAAGGGCGCACCAAAUGCACAGUUUGUCCUCCGGGAACAUUUAAACCCAACACCGGAGAGAUGCCGUGCCAGCCCUGCCCGGCCCACAGCCUGUCCACCGCCUCCGGGGCCACCGUGUGCAACUGCAAGCCGGGGUAUUUCCGGGCCCCCGGGGACCCCAAUGACCUGCUCUCUUACCAGGAUCUGGAAAAGCCCCUUACCAUGUUCCUGAAGACCCCUGGCAACGAGGCCCGUCUGGUGGGGCUCCGCACAGGCACGGUGUAUGUGGUACAGGUGCGGGCGAGGACGGAAGCUGGGUACGGGGCGUUUAGCGGAGAUGCCCUUUUCCGGACACUUUCACAAGACUCGGAGAAGGCUCAGCCUCAGGUGGAGCUGAUCGCUGGGACGGCCGGUGUGGGGGCAAUCCUGGUGAUCGUGGUUAUCGUUAUCGCAGUAGUGUGUGUACGGAAACAUGGGAGCCACAAGGAGCCAGAGUACUGCGACAAACCGGGCCAGUACCUCAUCGGACACAGCACCAAGUUGUACAUCGAUCCCUUCACCUACGAGGACCCCAACGAGGCUGUGAGGGAAUUUGCUAAGGAGAUUGAUGCCUCCUAUGUGAAAAUUGAGGAGGUCAUUGGAGCUGGUGAGUUUGGUGAAGUGUGCCGCGGCCGGCUGAAAGUCCCAGGUAAAAAGGAGAACUACGUGGCCAUCAAAACGCUGAAGGGCGGCUACACGGAACGCCAGCGGCGGGAGUUCCUGAGCGAGGCCAGCAUCAUGGGGCAGUUCCAUCAUCCUAAUAUCAUCCACCUGGAGGGAGUCAUUACCAACAACUGUCCUGUCAUGAUCAUCACCGAGUACAUGGAGAACGGCGCCCUGGACUCCUUCCUCAGGGCGAAUGAUGGUCAGUUCACGCCAAUCCAACUGGUCGGGAUGUUGCGCGGGAUCGCUUCUGGCAUGCGGUACCUAGCGGAGAUGAACUUCGUUCACCGGGACCUGGCGGCACGGAACAUUCUAGUGAACAGCAACCUGGUGUGCAAAGUGUCUGAUUUCGGCUUGUCCCGGUUCCUGCAGGAAGGAUCUACCGACCCGACGUAUACGUCCUGCCUGGGUGGGAAGAUCCCGAUCCGCUGGACAGCACCAGAAGCCAUCGCCUUCCGCAAGUUCACCUCGGCCAGCGACGUCUGGGGCUACGGCAUCGUCAUGUGGGAGGUCAUGUCCUUCGGGGAGCGGCCGUACUGGGACAUGUCCAACCAAGACGUAAUCAACGCCAUAGAGCAGGACUACCGGCUCCCCGCACCCCCCGACUGCCCGUCCGCGCUGCAUCAGCUCAUGCUGGACUGCUGGCAACGCGACACCCGCCCGCGCUUCGCGGAAAUCGUCAGCGCCCUCGUCAAACUCAUCCGGAACCCCGCGAGCCUGAAGAUCACCGCCAGGGAACAGCCGGGGGACCUCCUACGGAUGGGCAUCACCCUGGCCGGCCAUCAGAAGAAAAUCCUAUCCAGUCUACAACAGAUCAUUCCGCCGGAGAAACUUCCGCCACUUUCCGCGCCGUGUUACUAACUGUUUUCAUAAGACU